Messenger RNA from Oryza brachyantha (malo sina), 1619 nucleotides. Its product is annotated as biotin--protein ligase 2. Lineage: Eukaryota; Viridiplantae; Streptophyta; Magnoliopsida; Poales; Poaceae. The transcript has 9 exons. Bases 1 to 1122 code for a protein of 373 amino acids. Gene Ontology annotation, cellular component: cytoplasm. Gene Ontology annotation, molecular function: biotin--[biotin carboxyl-carrier protein] ligase activity. Gene Ontology annotation, biological process: protein modification process. The record is from RefSeq and is a predicted model, not a curated record.
AUGCGCUUGCCCGUCCGCCUCCCGCCGCCAGCGACCGCGGCGGCCGCUACGGCCGCGGCCGUGAUAGCCGCCGUAGCUCUCCGCAGGUACCUGCGUACCCGCUCUUCCAUGGCCACGUCCGCGCACCGGCGCGGGGGCAGCGCCGGUGGAGUCGCCCUCGUGGUCUCCGGCAAGUCCACGGAGGACCAGCGGCUCCUCGCCUCCGCCGCGGGCUCUCUCGCUCUAGGAGAGGGCGAUUCCGUCGAGGAGAUCACCGUGUCGCGCGACUCCGGCGCGGGCGCGGGCGCGGGCGCGGGCUUCGACGCCGCCGCGUACAUGGGCGCGCUCCGGGCGUCCCGCUUCGGGAGGUGGAUGCUCUGGUCGCCGAGCAUGGCCUCCACCCACGACCUCGUCACGCAGAACUUCGCGAAGCUACCGGUGGGCGUCGUCUGCGUCGCUGGCGUGCAGUUCAGAGGGAGAGGCCGUUCAAAGAAUGUGUGGGAAUCACCGGCAGGAUGUCUCAUGUUCUCAUUCACUUCACAGAUGGAGGAUGCACGGAAACUUCCUCUUAUGCAGUAUGUUGUCUGCCUUGCCAUGACAGAAGCCAUCAAAGAACUGUGUUGUUAUAAGGGGCUGCCAGAACUUGAAGUUAAGAUAAAGUGGCCCAAUGACCUCUAUCUGAAAGGGCUAAAAGUUGGUGGAAUCCUUUGUACUUCGUCUUAUCAACCAAAAGUAUACAAUAUUUGCACCGGUAUUGGUUUAAAUGUGGACAAUAAGGAGCCUACGACAUGUUUAAAUGCUGCAUUGAAAGAAAUGAAGGCCAAUUCGCCCACAUUGAAACGUGAAGACAUACUGGCAUCCUUCUUCAAUAAAUUUGAAGUUCUUUUUGAGAUCUUUUCAAAUGAAGGAUUUCAGGCUCUUGAGGAACAGUAUUACAACUCUUGGCUUCAUAGUGGACAGAAGGUUGUUGUGCAGGACGGGCCUGAAGCCCAGCGUGCAGACAGUGUGGUCACUAUUCAGGGGUUGACACCAGCUGGGUACUUGUAUGCUAUUGGCGAGGAUGGCAAAAGCUAUGAGUUGCACCCUGAUGGAAACAGCUUUGAUUUCUUUGCAGGGUUAGUGAGAAGGAAGAUGGAAACAUAGUAUGAAUACAAAGAAAAGUAUAAGCGCAGCAGAACAUAGUGUACAGUAAUUAACAGAAUGUUGUUAAGAGUUUCCAGAAUGGAUUAUGGAUGGAAUGAAAACAUUAUUCAAACUAAAGAAUAACAUGCAUCUCUAUGCUUGUAAACAUGAGGGAUAUUAAACUGCUUCAUGGUUGAGUAUGUAAAUUAACCAAAAAACCGCUACGGCUAACAUGGCACCAUCAAGCAUAAAAUCAACAAGCCUUUCAAUUCCUUUCAAUCCAAGAUGGGAAUGCAUUGACCUGUUAAAUCCUGUAGAGUGCCAAGGACCAGGAGGAGCCAUGCUGUGUAAAAUGUUUAUGCUGCCCUUUGUAAGUUGUAACUUUCUUGAAACAAUGUAGUAACAAGGAGCCUGUGAACUUUUUGUAACCCUCAGUUGUUCGUGGUAAAACUGUCAUAAGAUCGAUGACUGAAGUCUGAAGCCACCGUACCACUAAGCUAAUCUUUUGUGAUGGCUAA